This is a messenger RNA of Aspergillus mulundensis, 1161 nucleotides long. Its product is annotated as COP9 signalosome complex subunit 6. The record is from RefSeq and is a predicted model, not a curated record. NCBI's taxonomy places the organism in Eukaryota, Fungi, Ascomycota, Eurotiomycetes, Eurotiales, Aspergillaceae. Gene Ontology annotation, molecular function: protein binding; metallopeptidase activity. The transcript is spliced from 3 exons. Gene Ontology annotation, biological process: protein deneddylation. The coding region runs from base 1 to 1161 and encodes 386 amino acids. Gene Ontology annotation, cellular component: COP9 signalosome.
AUGUCAGACCAGGCAGAAUCCAUUCUGUCCCAGAAAUCGUCAGACUCCGGCCUCCACAUCCAGCUACACCCUCUCGUUCUCCUCACAAUCUCCGACCACAUCACCCGGCAUGCUGCUCGGUCACAGCACGGACCUAUUAUCGGAGCGCUUCUUGGCCAACAAAACGGGCGCCAGAUAACACUCGAACAUGGCUUUGAGUGCGUUGUGGAAAUAGGUCCUAACGGCGAAGCUCAGCUGCCCAAUGAAUGGUUCGUUGAGCGUGUGAAGCAAUUCAAGGAUGUACACAAGUUACCUGCCCUAGACCUUAUCGGUUGGUGGUCGACGGCUCCUCCCUCCGGCCCGACAACAGCGCAUCUCCCAAUUCAUCGCCAGAUCCUCCAGAACCACAAUGAGUCCGCAGUGUUCCUCGCUUUCCACCCUUCUCAGGUCCAGGAGGCGUCCUCAGGUCAAGGGAAACUACCGUUGACGAUUUAUGAGAGUGUGUAUGAGGGAGAGAGCGUUACAGAAAGCGGCAAAGCCAUGCAGGUGGAUGGCGAGGAGCAGUCGUUGAGCAUCAGGUUCAGAGAACUACCAUACACUGUUGAGACCGGAGAGGCGGAGAUGAUUGGUAUUGACACAGUAGCUCGCACGGCCAGGAACGCAGCUGCUAUUGAGACGUCAAUAACCGCUGCAUCUUCGUCUCAGACAGAGUCGAAGAAACAAAAGGAAAAACAGUCGACUGCCACCGAACUCCUUUCACCGGAGGAGGAAGAACUAAUUGCCUCCCUUAACACACGCCUGAACGCUAUCCGAACCCUAGAGUCCCGCAUAUCGCUUAUCAAGUCCUACGUUUCGAGCAUAUCGCCAUCCGGAGAAAGCCAGACGUCCGCAACAAAACCGGAUCCCACGAUUCUUAGAGAUAUCAACUCCCUCUUAUCAAAUCUCUCUCUCCUUACCCCACAUGAACAAAGCGCUUUCGCAGCUGAGACUCUCGCACAAAACAACGACGUCAGCCUUGUAGCCUUGCUAGGUCAACUUAGUCAGAGUAUCAACGGAAUGAGGGAGAUCGGCAAGCGUACAGCCAUUGUGAACAAUGUAAGGCGGAAUCGGAAACAAAUGGGUGGGCAAGGUCCCCGGUACGAGGAUGAUAUCCUGUCGAGGGAUGGUGUUACGCUCGGAUAA